This is a messenger RNA of Sinocyclocheilus grahami, 4957 nucleotides long. RefSeq names its product serine/threonine-protein kinase WNK2. The record is from RefSeq and is a predicted model, not a curated record. NCBI's taxonomy places the organism in Eukaryota, Metazoa, Chordata, Actinopteri, Cypriniformes, Cyprinidae. The coding region runs from base 10 to 4806 and encodes 1598 amino acids. The transcript has 25 exons. Gene Ontology annotation, molecular function: ATP binding; protein serine/threonine kinase activity. Gene Ontology annotation, biological process: protein phosphorylation.
CCGGAGUUCAUGGCCCCAGAGAUGUACGAGGAGCACUACGAUGAGUCCGUGGACGUCUAUGCGUUUGGCAUGUGCAUGCUGGAGAUGGCCACGUCUGAAUACCCAUAUUCAGAGUGCCAGAACGCCGCUCAGAUCUAUCGCAAGGUCACCAGCGGGGUGAAGCCUGCCAGUUAUAAUAAGGUGAUGGAUCCUGAGGUGAAAGAGAUCAUUGGCGAGUGUAUUUGUCAGAAUAAGGAGGAGCGUUACUCCAUCAAGGACCUGCUGAAUCACGCGUUCUUCGCAGAGGACACCGGCGUGAGGGUGGAGCUGGCGGAGGAGGACGACGGCUUGAAGACGUGCAUCGCGCUGAAGCUGUGGGUGGAGGAUCCCCGCAAGCUGAAGGGCAAGUACAGGGACGGAGGAGCCAUCGAGUUCAGCUUCGACCUGGAGAAGGAGGUCCCUGAAGCCGUGGCGCAGGAGAUGGUGGAGUCUGGUUUCUUCCAUGAGAGCGAUGCAAAGAUAGUGGGCAAGUCUCUCCGUGACCGAGUGGCUCUGAUCAAGUGGCGCAGGGAGAGGACGGUGCCGAGGGCCUCCCAGGCCGUGCCAGGCGAGACGGGGCCCGUCCUCUGUGAACCGCCCAGUCUGCUGGAGCCUGAAGAGCCGGAGGUGGAUCAACAUGUCCUCGUGUGUCCGCUCGGUGCCAGGACCACCUCCACCACAUCUGACAGUGGCAUCGGCUCAACCGUGUACUCGGACUCCUACAGCAGUGGUCUGCACAGUGUCAUACACCAGUCAUUACAGGAAUCUGUCUCCACAGCAAACCAGCAGUAUUCUGUUCUGAGAGUCCAAAGCCAGGCUGCACCGGCUGCAGCUCAACACAUGCAGAUGUACCCUCCUGUCUCCUCAGAGUCCCCCGCGCAGGCCACCGGACAGAUUCUGUCCACUCCCCAGCCGCUGGCACUUCUGCAGGGCGUCUCAACUGCACCACAAACCGUGAAUCCACAGCAGCUUGCAUCUACAAGUCAGACUGCAGAGUUGAACACGCAUCCGAGUGCCACGCAUAGUGCCACGCAUUCGAGUUACCAUCCUGCCGCAGCAGAGCUAGCCAUUGCACACACAUUUCCACCCAUGCAGCACACUGAACUCAGUCUCCCAUCUAAAACAGAAGCAGUGCUGCCUGCAGAUCAGAGUUUUCAGAGCGGAGCAUCUGCACAGCCUCAACAAACACCUGUGUUACAACAUUUGCAGCAACCAACUGCGAAUGCCACAACAGAUGGGCAACACCGCAACUUCUCAAACGUGCAGCAAACUGCUCCUGUGCAGCUGAGCCAGACCAGCCCUGCACCACCUGUCCCACAGGGAACCCAGCACCAAACUGUACAUGUGGACCAGAACUCUUCAGGUAGCUCCGAUCACGCCCGUGUCUCUCAGAUGAUGACACACUUGACUCCAGCUCCUGCCCAGAGCUUCAGCUUCCCGUCCCACAGCAGCCAUAAUGUGCCUCAGCCUGCUACAGUACCGCAGCUCUCGCCCUUCAGACCCUUCCUCGACACAUUCGGCUCUGCUGUGACCGUGGACCAAAACCAGCCUCAUCAGCACUCCAGCCAAGCCUCUUUACCCCCCGUCCUGCAUGCUGGAGCCGGUGCCAGCCACCUGGGCAGCGGCAGUGCUACUCCAGUGCAGCAGCACAGCACCAGCGGCUGUGGAGGAUCCUCCACUGAAAUAUUCACUGAGGAGCAUGUUCCUGAUAAACAGGCAGCACCAGCUGGGUCCACUUAUGACAGUAUAAACUCAGAUGCCACAGCCGGUAAAGAGGUGAGCGAUGGGAACGAGGGUUCCAGCAGGGCUCGCAGUGAAUCACGAGUGCGAAAACCCAAUCGCAAAACGUCCCGCACACGCCUCCGCCAAGACAAGAUCAACAGACCCAAACUCACCAUGAUCAAAGUGUGUGACACAGGAGACAAGAUGGUGGAGUGUCAGCUGGAGACUCAUAACCAUAAGAUGGUGACGUUUAAAUUUGACCUUGAUGGAGAUGCUCCAGAGGAGAUUGCCACAUAUAUGGUUGAGAAUGAGUUUAUUCUGUUGCUGGAGAGGGAGAUGUUCAUUGAGCAGCUGAAGGAGAUCAUGGAUAAAGCUGAGGACAUUCUGAAUGAGGACGCUGAGGGUGAGAAUGUGUCUGUCCAGACCUCACCGCUCCAUCAGACACCCGUUGCAGCAGACUCCGGCACGAAGGGGUCAAAACCUGAGCGCACCCAGUCUGACCAGCUAGUCUACAAACAGAAUGUGCUUCACACCGGAAAGCGCUGGUUCAUCAUCUGUCCUGUGGCUGAGACGGCCGCGCCUGACAGAGAAGAGGCCGUCUCCAACCCAGAGAGCUCCUCUACAUCUCAAAUGCAGGAUGUCAACACAGCCAGUGCCAAACCUCUGCAGAAGCGGCCAUCAUUGCUCUCUGAGGUCACUCCGUUGACCGAGGGCUCUCAAGCUGCCUGUGCGGCGGGUGUUUCUGUGGUUUCUGACAUCCCGUGCUGCCCCCUUGUGCCUCCUGUUUCACUCGAUGUGGUGGCUCAGAAAGCCAUGGAGGGCCCUCAGCAGCCCGUCGCCCACACCAGCAGCCCCAGCUCAGAGCCGCCCGUGAGCCAGACCCAGCCCGUGGUGCUGCAGCAGCCCUUUGCCACAGCCACUCCACAGGCUUCUCCCCAGAGCCCCACCCAUCAGCCUCAGAGCCCCACCCAUCAGCCCCAGAAUGCCCCGCAGGUGCAGCCGGGCGAAUCAGAUGGGGAAGGGCCGCCCAGGCUGGAGUUUGCAGACAGAACCAUAAAGACUCUGGAUGAGAAACUGCGAAACCUUUUGUACCAAGAGUACCACCCCUCGCAAACCGCAAGUUCCGCCUCCGAGCCGCCCGGAUCACCUCAGCUGUCCGACAGCCAAGGCAGUGAUGGAGCCGUAAGGAAUGCAGAAAAACUGCCUCAGAUUCCAGAGAGGUCUGACAGUCUCGGGACCUUGAGUGAUUCCGCUGUUGCCCCCUUCAAAAGACUUCUGACCAGAAAAGACUCCGGGGCCGCUUCUGCUACACACACCUCUAAGAGCAACUUCCAGAUUGAGCCGACAGAUUCAGAUGUGUCUUCUCAUGAUGGUGGAGGAGAUCAUGUGAUUGAUUUUGAGUCUGUUCCUGUAACUGAGAAUGGACACAGAUCCACAUCAAAGUCACAAAGCAACCGUUGCUCAGCACCUCCUGACUUAUAUCAGGACACAACUACUUCCUUUCCAGAGGCCAGACCCACAAUGCCUUGCGCUCAGAGCUUGCUGUCAGCGGAUGGGACAGCGCAGUACCUGUCCUCUGACACAGGAGAGGAGGGUCAGAGCGAGACUUCGUCUGUUAAGCCCACUUCUCCAGCUCCUGCCCUGUCAGAAUGCAGCGGCGGGGACUUCAUGAAGCGGGCGGUGGCUUUCCUCCGGCACUCGGGUCACAGCAGCAGUGUCCAAAGCUCCGACUCGCCCCCUUGUCCUCUGGUGAACGGACACACCCCCUCAGUUAGCGGCCACGCCCACUCCGCUUACGUCAGCAGUGAUAACGACUCUGAAUUUGAGGACACUGAUAUGAAACGAGAGCUGCAGAAGCUGAGAGAGAAGCACAUGAAGGAGAUCUCCGAGCUUCAGGCUCAUCAGAGAGGCGAGAUCGAGCAGUUGUAUUCUCGGUUAGGUCAACCGGUUCCUCCCAGCAUGGGCUUCUUGCAUGCAGUGCCGCCUACAGGCCGCCGCCGCAGAGCCUCCAAACACAAGCUGAAGGGAAGCCGACUGCUCAAUCCCAUGGUGCAACAGCUUAGGAACAACCGAAGCAACAGCUCUACUGAGACGUGCUCCAGUGUGUCAGGGUCUCCGGUCAAGAGCUCGGAUCUGGGUAACAGCUCAGUGGGAUCCAGCACAGCCACGCUGAGCCCCGUGUCAGAACCACUGGAGCCGGUCCAGACUCAGCAACCCUGCUCGCUCAAGGGCUCUCUGUCCUCUGACAACAUCUACGGCCCCACCACACACACAGCACCCCGACAAGGCUGGACCGUUUACCACCAAACAUCUGAGCGAAUCACCUAUAAAUCUAGUAGCAAACCACGCACUAGAUUCCUCAGUGGACCCGUGUCUAUGUCCAUCUGGUCCACUCUGAAACGGCUAUGUCUAGGGAAAGAGCGCAGCAGUAGGUCUCACAGUACUGGUGCUGCCCAUGUGACUUCAGCAGCCAAUCAGAACCUGCCUCCCGCAGCCAUGCCUGCUUCAUCCUCUCGGCCAAUCACGGUGCUCGUUCAGGCUCAAGCAAACAACAGCAACAACAAAAGCGGUACCUUCACCGAUGACCUACACAAGCUGGUUGAUGAUUGGGCAAAAGAAACUCUUGCCUCCGCCCCUCAGCUCCGCCCCUCUGUGUGUCAGAGUAGACCGCAGAGAUCUCAUCAGUCCUUCCAGACCAACCCCACUCCAAUGGCCAGAGUCCCCAAUCAGAUAAGGGGAUCAAUCCCUCAGUCAGCUGUGAAGUUCCAUCUACCACUGUCCUGUCCUCUGUCAGCAGCUCUGGGUCCCAUCAUGCCUCAUGGCAUCACCAGCACCCCAUCACCCAUCCUCCAGCAGGGCGGAUACUUGAUGCCCACCGUCCCCUUUGCUGGGAUGAUGCCAGCCCCUGUGUAUCCAAACCAGUGGUCCGGUUUGCCCAGUCCAGUGUUUUCUACGGCCGGUAUGGUCCCGUACCCAGCCAUGGGCAGCCCAGCACUGCAGACUUUUCCUCUGGUGGUCAAAAGCCCAGACGCCCCGAUGUGCCCCAGCAAAGCCAGGACUGCAUAAGAGUGCCACCCUGCGCUCCAAACACAGCAACAUACACUGGUUUUUGCGUGAAGCUAAUCAAUGCACACUUGCAGAAGGAUAAUCAUGCAAACUCAACACAACUGAUUACAAGUCAAGUCACCUUUAUUUGUAUAGCGCUUUAUACAAUACU